AUGUGGCAGUUGUGCGUAGACAGAGCGUCGAACCAAAAAGGAGCUGGAGCAGGUGUAGUCAUCAUCACCUCGGAUGGAACCCUAUCAGAGCAAGUUGUCACGCUUGUCUUCCCAACCUCAAAUAAUGAGGCAGAAUACGAGGCAUUGCUCACUGGCAUGCACUUGGCAAAGGAGCUAACAAUCAAGAAGCUAGCCAUCUACUCAGAUUCCCAGUUGAUCACGAAGCAAGCCUCAGGUGAAUGCAUGGUGAAGCACCCAAGAAUGAUCUUGUACCUUGACAAAGUCUAA
Molecule: messenger RNA, 288 nt
Organism: Prunus armeniaca (apricot)
Lineage: Eukaryota; Viridiplantae; Streptophyta; Magnoliopsida; Rosales; Rosaceae
Source: the annotation of a GenBank genome assembly